AUGUCCAAGAUAUAUACAUCAAUCAUAACAUUGGCAUUGUUAACCGUGGGGGGUUACAUGCUUUUCACCGGAGCUGGUGAAUCUUUCAAUGUUGGAGAGUUCCUCGAAAAUGUUUCGCCAUACAUGUGGGCUAAUCUAGGUAUUGCUUCAUGCAUUGGAUUUUCAGUUGUUGGAGCAGCAUGGGGUAUUUUCAUUACCGGAUCUUCUGUCUUGGGAGCAGGUGUCAAGGCACCUCGUAUUACUACAAAGAACUUAAUUAGUAUUAUUUUCUGUGAGGUUGUUGCCAUUUACGGUUUAAUCAUGGCAAUUGUUUUCUCAUCGAAGCUAACAGUUGUUGAGAACAUCCUUACUACCGAAAACUUAUAUACGGGAUAUUCACUAUUUUGGGCUGGACUCACGGUGGGAUUGAGUAACCUCAUUUGCGGUGUUGCUGUUGGUAUCACUGGUUCCACUGCAGCAAUCUCAGACGCUGCGGAUUCCUCUCUAUUUGUUAAGAUUCUAGUUAUUGAGAUUUUUGGUAGUGUUCUUGGUUUGUUCGGUUUAAUUGUUGGAUUACUUAUGGCUGGUAAGGCAGGUGAAUUCAAAUGA
Molecule: messenger RNA, 588 nt
Organism: Pichia kudriavzevii
Lineage: Eukaryota; Fungi; Ascomycota; Pichiomycetes; Pichiales; Pichiaceae
Exons: 2
Coding region: 1-588 (195 amino acids)
Biological process (GO): proton transmembrane transport
Cellular component (GO): proton-transporting V-type ATPase, V0 domain
Molecular function (GO): proton-transporting ATPase activity, rotational mechanism
Source: RefSeq, a predicted model, not a curated record